AAAACAAAAAUCAACCGCGCCUUUCUUUCUGUUUUGGUCUGAAGUCUGAACCAACCGCCAAAGAAAGCGUAAACAAUAUUUGGGUUUUUCAGCCGGAGUGCAAUUACGAUUUUGAUUCUCUCUCUCUCUCUCUAUCCCGAAAUUUUGAAAUGAAUUUCAUAAGGAUUAGUAACAGCGGUGGCUGUUGAUGGAGGCGUCAACAUUUCACCUAUUCAUACUAGGGUUUCUACUAGCCGUUGCAACGCGCUCUCACGGUGAAUCCUCGACGUGCCUGACGGUGUACAAAGAAGGCGGCGCUCCGGCGGUCUUUCAAUCCCCAAAAUGCCCUCGCUGGAAGCACUCCGAUUACACCUCCGAUUCUCGAACCACCUCGCGUUGCCAAUCGGCGAUGCUUCAAGGUCGCCGGAGGUCUAUGGAGGACCGCACUCUCUGCGCUCUCGAUCUUCGCAUUCCCUUCCCCGGUAGGGUAGGGAUCAAGGAGGUAACAGUUGGAGUUGUGGCGGUUUUCGAUGGUCAUAAUGGAGCUGAAGCUAGUGAAAUGGCUUCGAAGCUUUUCUUGGAGUAUUUCGUUUUGCAUACCUACUUUCUUAUUGAUGCAUCAUACUCUGCUAAGUUGAAGAAAGCUUCAGGGAGUUUGGAAACUAGUAAAGAUCAUUAUACUCUUUCUCGACGGCAUAAUUGGGAUGGCCUACUAGAUGGACAUGAAUUGGACAUUGGAAGGUUUACACAUUCAUACGAAGCAACAGUUGAUGAUUCUUAUCACUUUGAAAUUUUGAAAGAAGCAUUGUUGAGGGCAAUUCAUGAUGUUGAUGCAAAAUUUUCUAAGGAAGCGUAUAGGAAAAAUCUUGAUUCUGGUUCCACAGCCACAGUUGCACUACUUGCUGAUGGUCAAAUCUUAGUUGCCAAUAUUGGAGACUCAAAGGCUUUUCUUUGCUCAGAAAAAUUUCGAUCCCGUGCAGAGGCUAAAGCCGCUUAUAUAAGAUUAUACAGGCAGGAAAGAAGUAAUGGUGCUAUUUCACAUCUAAGAAACCAUGAAAACUUUGGAUUGACUUCCUCCGCUGGACUCAUGCAUUUUUCAGUUAAGGAAUUGACAAGAGAUCAUCAUCCGGACAGAGAUGAUGAAAGAGCUAGGGUGGAAACUGCUGGUGGCUAUGUUUUGAAAUGGGGCGGUGUGCACCGAGUAAAUGGUGAACUUGCUAUUUCCCGAGCUAUCGGUGAUGUCUCCUUUAAAAGUUAUGGCGUUACAUCUGCACCAGAAUUGACGGAUUGGCAAACCCUGAAUGUGAAUGAUACCUAUCUGGUGGCUGCGUCUGAUGGAGUUUUUGAGAAGAUGAGUUUGCAGGAUGUUUGUGAUUUGUUGUGGGAAGUACGAAGUUUCAAUCCUGGGAGAUCAGAUCUUUCUUCCUCAUGUUUGUACUCAUUAGCUGACUGCAUAGUGGGUACUGCAUUUGAAAAGGGCAGUAUGGAUAACGUGGCAGCUGUUGUUGUUCCAUUGGCAUCUAUUGGUUUUAAUGACAGUUUGUUGAAGGAAAGUGCAUAUCAAGAAGGAAACAAUGAUCGUACAGUAUUAGGAACACAGAAGUUGACCUAUGAAGGAUCAGGUAAUAAGCUCAGUUACGACCUAAAGCAAUUGGACUAUGCUCAUCCAGUUAUUUCCAAGUUUAAGAGGUUAUUGGUAGAAGGAAAACAUGGCUGUGUUGGCUGUUUUUAUUUAUCCGAGAACCUUGAUGAACAUGCGGAGUAUGUGUUGCAAACAAUGGAUGACCAUGAAGAUUAUGUGUAUGACCUGCCCCAGGCUCUUCCACAUGCUCUUGACCAACACUUUGGUGGACUUCUAAGUUUGUACCAUAACCAGAACUUUUGCAUGCACCUCGGAAUUGAUGCUGAAAAUGGUAGAGAUCAAUGCAUAAAUGGCUUUGCCAGUUUCCUUGCUUUGCUUGAAUCAAUUCCUUUCGAUGAUGCUGGUUCAAAUAAUGGAUCAUUUGAGAAUUCGAUUCCCGAUAUGAGAUGUGGAUUUGAUACAGUAGAAAUUUUAGAAACAUUGACCUUCCUGGCCAGGUAUGUACUAAAGAAGAGGUUUGGUCGUGGAUCUUAUGGUGAAGUAUGGCUGGCUUUUAGUUGGAAUUGUGACCGAGACAGAAACGCUUCAGACUCAAGCCCUCGUGAUGAAAAUCUGUUCAUCUUAAAACGGAUAAUGGUGGAGAAAGGGGCCACUGUUUAUUUAAGUGGUUUACGUGAAAAGUAUUUUGGAGAAGUUUUUCUUAAUGCAUCUAAUUGUCUUGGAGGUUCACUAUCAGCUGCCACAUCAAAUUCUGUUUUGAAUGUAUCAUGGUUCAAUUUCUAUGGCCUAGUAGAAAGAAAUGAUUCAAUGGCAGAUGAAAUAGGAAAUAGUUGGACUACUGAAAGCUUGUUUGGAAACAAAUUUAGACUGCAUACCGAUUUUUAUGAAGAAGGUCUGAACCAUAUUGCUAGAUAUGUAGAGUCCUUCGAAUCCCGAGCAAAUGAAAUAUGGCUAGUAUUUCGUUAUGAGGGUAUAUCUUUAUCGAAGCUUAUCUAUACUGUUGAAGAAGACAUGAAUGCUGAUGAAGGGAGGGAUGAAAAAGUGAAGCAUGUACAGAUCUUGCGUCCAUCGAAAUGGUGGCAUUGGUUGAAGACAACAAAAGAAGGACAGGAGCAAAUGCGCAGUCUUAUAUGGCAGUUGUUGAUGGCAUUGAAGUCCUGUCAUGACCGCAAUAUUACCCACAGAGAUAUCAAACCUGAAAACAUGGUGCUAUGCUUUGAAGAGCAAGACACUGGGAGGUGUUUGAAAGGAAUUCCACAUGGAGAAAAUUUUACCACAAAAAUGCGCAUUAUUGACUUCGGUAGUGCAAUGGAUGAGUUCACUUUGAAGCAUUUGUAUGGUUCCACUGGACCAUCCAGAGCUGAACAGACGAAUGAAUAUACUCCUCCUGAAGCCUUACUUAAUGCUAAUUGGUAUCAAAUGCCAACAAACACAACUUUGAAAUAUGAUAUGUGGAGUGUUGGUGUUGUGAUCUUAGAGUUGAUCUUAGGAUCACCAAAUGUUUUUGAGAUCACUAGUUACACACGUGCGCUUUUAGACCAGCAUCUUGAAGGAUGGAAUGAAGGCUUAAAGGAGCUAGCAUACAAGCUUAGAUCACUCAUGGAGCUGUGUAUACUAAUCCCCGGUAGUUUCUUACACCAUCACCACACAGACCGAGUUGGAGCAUCACCAGCUUCCUGGAAAUGCUCGGAAGAAUUUUUCUCCCAUCAAAUAAAGAGCAGAGAUCCUCUUAAGUUGGGGUUUCCAAAUGUUUGGGCUUUGCGGCUGGUGCGCCAGCUAUUACUCUGGGACCCUGUUUUACAUGCAAAUCAUCUAGUUCAAAGCUUUACUUCCUGUGCAAAAUGUUUUCAACUGAUACUCUGGAGACGCUUCAAUUUUUUCAGCUUCUUCAUCAUCGUUGGGAUCUUUAUCUACUUUUUUUUUUACCGACUCUAUUUGUAUGUGUUUGUUAUGACAAGGCCGUAUUUUGUUAAAAGUUAUUUGCUCGACGUUUGAAACUGUAUAUAUGUAGCAAGAGCAGUUUGCGAAAAAUUGAAACUGCAUAUAUGUAGGACUUGUGAAGCUAACCUCACUGAAACUGUACAUAUGAGUUCUCUAGUCGCAUGGUAAAAAGUAAUUUUUUAGUGUUUUA
Rosa chinensis is the source of this 3692-nucleotide messenger RNA. RefSeq lists its product as uncharacterized. Gene Ontology annotation, molecular function: protein serine/threonine phosphatase activity; ATP binding; protein kinase activity. NCBI's taxonomy places the organism in Eukaryota, Viridiplantae, Streptophyta, Magnoliopsida, Rosales, Rosaceae. The record is from RefSeq and is a predicted model, not a curated record. Gene Ontology annotation, cellular component: nucleus; cytosol. The transcript is spliced from 21 exons. Gene Ontology annotation, biological process: protein dephosphorylation; protein phosphorylation. Bases 188 to 3556 code for a protein of 1122 amino acids.